Molecule: messenger RNA, 1334 nt
Organism: Cimex lectularius (bed bug)
Lineage: Eukaryota; Metazoa; Arthropoda; Insecta; Hemiptera; Cimicidae
Exons: 8
Coding region: 63-1334 (423 amino acids)
Molecular function (GO): calcium ion binding
Source: RefSeq, a predicted model, not a curated record
AACAUAAACAAGGAAGAAAACAUGAAAAAUGAACCAAUUGAAAAAUUCAUUUAAGAGUUUGCAUGUUGCUGUCAACUUUGUCUAUUUUUUUUCUCCAAUGGAGAUGCACUUUCACGGACGAAAGCGUCGCUAUGAACACCAACUCCAACGACGUAUGGAGCGAAGAAAUGGGAAUGCUUCAAGAAGAAUGGGUCUCGAAUGCGAUAAAAGAUAUUGCGUUCUUUCUCAGGUCUCACAAGUUUAACGAAUACGACAGAAGAUUUCAAACGCAAUCGAAUCAGGUGUACGUAUACUCGGCCAAAUUUCCAGAACCUCCGCUGAAAAACAUGCACUGGGAAGUGCACAGAAGUUGUUCGAAAGGAUUUACGGAAUGCAUCAGGUAUCUGAUGAAAGUUGUGAAGAAAACAAACCUCCAAAGGGUGAGAGACACGAGUUACGUCGUUCGUAUAAACGGAUGGAAUAAAGACAAAGACCGAGAAAAAAUCUCCGCAGCGGACGAUGAAUGCAAAACCUUGCGUGAUAUGGAUUCGAAAGACACGGAUCUAUUUGAAGGUCCUAUAGCCAAAUUCAGAUGGAGGACGACAGCGUCAUACUACAUGUGCCUGUUUACGUUGGAGGAAAACCCAGAAUUAGCCACAUUCGGUGAGCCGUGCGAUUCUUUUGCAUCCUGCGCUUGGGGUGACUUGGAGUUCAGCAAUAAAGACCCGAGAGCGGACGACACCCAACCAUUUUUCUGUGCAAUGUACAGUUUCUGCCCAGAUAUUUGCUGUCCUCUCAAAUAUGUUCGGGAUUUGGCCGAGUGCGAGUCUUCGCCGACCAACCCUUGCAGGAACAACUCGACGGUGAACGAAAUCUGCAAAUUUGAACGGAGCAAAAAUCGAGAUUUGACUUCAAUGAUCAAAAACAGAUGGAACGUCACUUGCAACUGCAUGCCAGGUUUCAUCUGGGACUCAAGGUUUGGCAUGUGCGUCGAUUUCGAUGAGUGCUACGAAAAGGCCAACGUGUGCGACAAGUCUUCGGAGACGUGCGUCAACACGAAAGGCGGCUACGAGUGUUUCUGCGCUUUGGGCUUCGUUCAAGCCGAGGGCCAUUGCGUCGCCGUCGACACGCUCACCCGAUAUGGGAACGUGAGUUUAUUUACGAUAUUGAGGCAUAAAAGAAAAAAGAAAAAGGUUGACUAUUUUAAAAACAGGAAUUUUACUAGAAAAAGUAAACGUAAUAUUUCACACAGGCGUUCCCAUAUGCUCUGGAAUCAUGGAUUUUCAAUGGAGACCAUUCGUAAGGAACUGCUCAGUAUCGAUUUAACGAGAGGAGAGGUGCUCAUGUGGGAAUAA